This is a messenger RNA of Antrostomus carolinensis (chuck-will's-widow), 273 nucleotides long. Its product is annotated as keratin-associated protein 19-2-like. The transcript has a single exon. NCBI's taxonomy places the organism in Eukaryota, Metazoa, Chordata, Aves, Caprimulgiformes, Caprimulgidae. The record is from RefSeq and is a predicted model, not a curated record. Bases 1 to 273 code for a protein of 90 amino acids.
AUGACUUUCUACAGGGAUUUCUGUGACGAUGGGUGCUACUCACCUUAUGGCUUUGAAGACCUCUAUGGUUUUGGGGGCCUGAAUGGCUACCGAUUUGGCAGCCCAUAUGGCUUCUUCCAGGACCAGUAUCGAUUUGUGAACCCAUAUGGCUUCAGAAGCUUUGGGAACCUGUAUGGGAACAGAGGCUUCGGUGGCUAUUAUGGGUUUGGGGACUUCAACAGAUUUGGGUACGGCUACCCCUUCUUUUCUCGUUUCGGCAAUAGAUACAAUUAA